AACUAAGUUCCAAAGGUGAAUGUGACGGUCAAUCAGGAGGAAGCAAUAUAGAAAGGAGAACGUGUAAGGUGGGAAGAAUGGAAGAGAGAAGGAAGCAAUCUGGGGUGGUAAUUCGAAGGGCUACUCCAGUCUGGAGUUGACUGGAAGGCGUCUACCCCAGGCUGAGGGGAUGAUGCCGGGGCAUGCCGGAGCGAAUCAUAUUAAUCCCGGCGGUGGAGGAAGCGGAUAAGCCAUCGGCCCGGAAAAAGAUCGGCGGUCUCCGCCCUGAAACGCCCGUCAUCUCGCCACUGGUCGACCCCUUGGCUCUGUUCUUCAACCCUACCUUAAGUUCUGGCAACUGGCCAGCCCCACCCCCCUUUGGUUCCCUACCACCAUGGUAUCCUCUACACAACCCGAUAAGCCUGUUCCUCGUCCUUACAAGUGCCCUUAUCCUCUCUGCGGCCGUGCUUUCAGCCGUCUGGAACACCAGACACGGCAUAUACGCACUCACACCGGCGAGAAGCCCUUUGUAUGCAGUUUUCCGUCCUGCGAAAAACGGUUUUCGAGGAGCGACGAGCUCACUAGGCAUUCACGGAUACACAAUAAUGACCACAACAAUAUCACUCACCACCAGCCCCCCAAGAAGACAAAGUCGAGGGGUACUGGCUCUCCAGAUCAUACCGAUGAGCCAGAAGAAACCCAAGUCAGGGUAAAGAAGAAAGCGAGAAGCAGAGCAAACAGCGACGACGAGGACGACUCAUAUGCCCGGCCGACGUCUGUCGGUUCCUAUGAUAUCCCCCAUUCUCGGCGCAGUCGUCCUCAGUCAUCCACCACACCCCCGACGACGACCUCAUCAUUCACGACACUGUCCUCUGUCGCCAUGGACGAGUUAUAUGCCCUCGAACGCGAGGAAGCGCUGCGCCGUGCAGAGUAUGAGGCACGCCAUGCGGAAGCCCUGCGACGAGCUGAAUACGAAACACGUACACGAGGCGGCAUGGGGCUUGAUUUUUCCAUUUUACAACAGUAUCCCUCACGUCUCAGCAAGAGCGCUACGACUUCGCCGGUUUCUACGCCGGCGCUUCAUCCGUACGAUGACAGCCGUGGCUACUUUGGCAUUUCCAACGAGCGCGAUUACUAUCAGCCUCGUCACCACCACCACCGGCAGUCACGGUAUCAAGUCGUUUCAGACGAUGAAGAGGGCCCAGGUAGCAGCAGCGCUAGUGAACGGAAAAUCACCCGCAGACUAUCCGGCCCCGCAUGGCAGAUGACACCCUUCUCCACACGUUCAAGCGGGGAUGACUCUGGCCAUCACGUCGAUUCUGCCGUCGCCAAGCACGCUCACCAUUCCCACCCUCAUCACCCAUACUACAUUCCAUCACAUCAUCCCCACCCCCAUCAUGUGCCCCCACCCCCGCAAUAUCACGAGAGUCCUUCUCCAGCUAGCUCCGAUUCAGAUUCUCACGUUACUCAAAGUCAUUAUGGACGUCAGCCUCACUCUCCCUAUUCCAGUAAUAUAAGAACUACAAGCAAUUCUACGUCUCAUACGCCAAGUACAAGUCCUUUUCUUGGCCCGAUGAGGGGACUCAACUUGCACAGCGCAAAUCCUUCUCGUGCACCUUCACCUGUGCUAGCCAUGCUGCCUCCUCCCGGGUUGCCUUAUCAUCACCACCACCAAAGCAGUCAUAGCGGACGGAGUAGCCCUACGAGCCGGAGUGCGAGCCCCCCACAUCACAUGCCUUCGCACGCCUCGCAUCAUCAUCAUCAUCUCGCUCAUUCUGUACGGAUGGCCUUCGGAAUGACGCCGAUCCACCCCCAUGUCACACCUCCUGAGUCAAGCUCGUCAUCGCGGGAAAGUCACAGUCCAGGCGCGUGGAGUGGUGGCUGGUAAUAGCCCCAGGAUUACGUUGGCGCCGCUUAAGAUCGUAGAAGAUAGCAGCAGCGGAGAACCUGAGAAGGAAAAGGAGAAGGUAGUGUCUUUGACUGAGGUCGAGCGUAAGGAAGACAGUGAGAAGAACGGAGAGCGAGAGAAAUUACCGGGAUUCAGCCUUUUCGAAGCAGCGGUUCGGGGUGAGGGUGCGCUACCGGUGGUCGGUGCAGGCUGGUAACGACUGUAUGUUAUUGCGAUCGUCUUCAUGUUUUUGCUUUUGUUCUUUUGAUUAUCCAUGCUAUGUUUAUUGCCUAAGGGCCC
Molecule: messenger RNA, 2167 nt
Organism: Desarmillaria tabescens
Lineage: Eukaryota; Fungi; Basidiomycota; Agaricomycetes; Agaricales; Physalacriaceae
Exons: 2
Coding region: 374-1867 (497 amino acids)
Cellular component (GO): cytoplasm; nucleus
Molecular function (GO): RNA polymerase II cis-regulatory region sequence-specific DNA binding
Source: RefSeq, a predicted model, not a curated record